AUGUUGGCAGAAGUCAUCUUUUAUUUCGCAGCACUCGUGUGCUCUCUCCUCUUCUUCGUUUUCCUAAAUACACACACAUCGAGCAGCAGCGAUGACAGCAGCAUUGACAUUGGUGACAAUGAGAAUACAACAUUGAAUACGUCAAAUAGUCAUCAGCUCUCGAUACCUUCCACGCCUCGUAAAACCGAAAAACAACAACAGCAGGCCAUCACCAGUCCUCGACGUUUAAUUCAACGACAACAUGAUCGUUCGGAUUCAUUACAAGAUUUAUCGGUCAAGAGUAGUGAAUUAAUAUUUGAUGAAAUUAUGAACACAGUUCCGAUAAUAGCCUCACCCCAAGAUGAUGAAAAAUUGAGUUUUGACAAGAUUGUAUCUGAAAAGACACCUCUCGAGAAAAAGAGAGAUCACAUUUUGGAGGAAAUCCUCCAAACUGAAGAGUCCUAUGUGAAAGGUUUGAGAGAGCUCGAGGAAGCUUAUUUAAAGCCCAUUCGAGAGAAGAAGUUACUUUCAAAAGAGGUAUUUGAUAUGAUUUUCAACGACAUUGCAAUUAUUGCUGGAGUCAAUGAGAAUUUUCUCAGUGAACUCAAAAAACUCUAUUUUGGUGACAAGUUGCAAUCAUUUAAUGUUGCGAAAUUACUUUUGCAUUAUGCACAUACUUUCAAGUUAUAUACAAGAUUUAUUGGUAACUAUGAGGUUGCUGUGACAACAUUAGAAGAAGAAAAGAAAAAGAAUAACAAAUUCAAAAAGUUCUUGGAAGAAAUUGCUCACAAACUAGGUGAAGAAUCAACAGCUGCACGAGAUUUCACCAUUGAUGGGCACAUGAUCUUGCCACUUCAACGAAUUCCUCGAUAUGAAAUGUUAUUACAACAAUUGAAAGAUGUCACACCCGAUAGUGAUGAGUCUUAUAGUCUUAUUGAAAAUGCUCUAUUGUUGAUUAAGGAAAUUGCAAGCGGAUUGAAUACGAGUCAACUCGAAUAUUCCAAUAUUCACAAAUCGUUGGAACUUAGUGAAACAUUCAAACUGAAGGAUUUUUUCAUUCCAACCCGAAGAUUACUGUUUUACUUCGAAGGUGAGAACGGUAUUCAAUACAAGAGGUCAAAUGGAAAGCGAGGCAUUAUGGACAUGUACGUCUUUUCAGAUCUGCUCUUAUUGAAUAGAAGAAAUUCGAAAUUCCUUUCCAAACAAGAAUUUAUUUUCUCUCCUCAUUCCAAGGAUGAUAAUUCCACAACGCUUUAUUUGGAUAUGGAAGAAAGUAUCAUCAAUAAGACGAUCACUCUCACAUGUACUUUUAAAUCUGACAAGGUUGAACCGAGAGUAUUAGAAAUGUACUUUGACACCAAACCUGAACAAUAUGAUAGUGUCAAAGAGGCCAUUUUGGUCAUGCUCGAUCUAGAAAGACAAAGUAGAAGAAGUAGUGUUGCAUCAAGCUCCUUUUAA
Molecule: messenger RNA, 1437 nt
Organism: Naegleria fowleri
Lineage: Eukaryota; Heterolobosea; Eutetramitea; Acrasida; Naegleriidae
Exons: 1
Coding region: 1-1437 (478 amino acids)
Molecular function (GO): guanyl-nucleotide exchange factor activity
Source: RefSeq, a predicted model, not a curated record